AUGGAGGGUAAGGCAAGGUUCGACGCGGCUGUGCAGUUCCUGGCGGAAAACAAGAACAAACUUUCCUUUGAUCAGGCGCAGCAACUCUCCUUGUAUGGCCUGUUCAAGCAAGCAAACCAGGGGCCGACAGCGUGGAAUGACUUGGGUAAAAUGACCCAACAAGAAGCAAUGCAGAAGUACGGCGAGACCGUGGACAAGUUCGUACCCGGCUGGGAUAAGAGCACCAAAGCGGAAGAGAUGAAAGGGAACGGCGACGGAGAGGCCGAGCCACAGCCAGCCAAGAAGACCGGGAACAAGUCGGGGAUGGUGGUCUUCAGUCAACCCGUUGCGCCCAACUCCGAGGACGAAGAAGAGGGCGAGCAAGACAUCUGGUACUUUGCCAGCACGGGUGACUUGGCCCAGGUUGGUUCCCUCCUCGCUGAGGGCCAGUUCACGCUCGACCAGCCGGACGAAGAUGGGCGCACGCCGCUGAUGUGGGCUGCCGACAAAGGACGCGUUGCUGUCGCGGCCGACUUGCUAAAACGCGGGGCUGCGGUGAAUGCUCGGGACGGCGAUGGACAGACGGUGUUGCACUAUGCCGCACUGAGCGAGAACGAAGAGAUGCUGCAGCUUCUUCUCGAGCAUGGAGCCGACAAGACCAUCCCCGAUAACGAUGGCACGCUGCCCUCGGAGCUAGCCGACAACGAGCGACUCCGAAAGCUGCUCGAGUAA
This is a messenger RNA of Acanthamoeba castellanii str. Neff, 711 nucleotides long. Its product is annotated as AcylCoA-binding domain containing protein. The transcript has 6 exons. NCBI's taxonomy places the organism in Eukaryota, Discosea, Longamoebia, Acanthamoebidae. Gene Ontology annotation, molecular function: protein binding; fatty-acyl-CoA binding. The coding region runs from base 1 to 711 and encodes 236 amino acids. The record is from RefSeq and is a predicted model, not a curated record.